UAUAAUGAGCACACAAAGUUUUGACCAGAAAUACCAAUCCCGCGUUCGAACCGAGCGAUCCAAAUCAAGAAAGCAAUACGAACAGUCAUCAUCAUCGCCUUCGAUUUCAGUGAAAAAAACAGGCCAUAGCUCUCAGCGGCUAUGGCCGCUGUCAAAUUUUUCCUCAGAUCCAACCUCUUCCUUUAAAGAAAAGAUUCAUACUUUAGAUCAAAUUAAACAAAAAAGAAACAAAAAUUGACGGUAAGAGAGAAGGAAGAUGGGAUCUUGCAUGUCGAUGCCGGAGCGAUGCGUCGGUGGGCGGCGGCGGGUGGCGGGAAAGCGGAGGGGGAGGAGGAGAAAGAGAGUUUCUUCGCUGAAACCGAUUGAUGAGAUCGCGAGAUCUGAGGAUCUUGCGGAGGAUUCAAGGUCUUAUUAUAGUAAUCCUGCUUUCCAAAUAAAUCAAGUUACCAACUCAUCAGGGAGCAUUGACGAUGCCUGGUUCGACUCAAAUAUGGCCAUGGAGUCCGAUUGUGAUGAUGAUUUCCACAGUGUUCAAGAUGAUGCGUUUUCUUUGAAUGGACAUGAAGGUGCUUCUGUUUCCAGUAAGUCGUCUAUGAGAGAUAUUAACCAUGAGGAUAUUAGUUCCUAUCCAGUUGACCGAAAACAAAAGAACCUAAAACAUGGAGAGAGUGUUGUGGCUAUCUCAGGAAGUAGCACAAAGCAUUUUGGUAGCCAGGAUGAUUUAUCUGGUGUUUCUGUUGAUGAAGGGACUGAAAGGGAUGAAGGGGGGAUAUUAGAUAACUGCGGUAUUUUGCCAAACAACUGUUUGCCUUGUCUAGCUUCUGCAGCUCCAGGAAUUGAAAAGAAAGGUUCUCAAAGUUCUAGCCCACCGCACUUAAAGAAAAAGGCUGCUUUGAAGCUUUCUUUCAAGAAGAGGGCUGGUGAGGGGCAUGCUACUUCUCCUCUAUUUUCUAUGAAGGCUGUUCUUGAAAGACCGGUAGCAGGUUCUCAAGUUCCACUCUGUCCCGUGGAGAAGAAAAUGAUGGAUUGCUGGUCUCAUAUAGAACCAGAUACAUUUAGGGUCCGGGGAGAAAACUAUCUUAGGGAUAAGAAGAAAGAAUUUGCUCCAAAUUAUGCAGCAUACUAUCCAUUUGGCGUCGAUGUUUACUUGUGUCCACGAAAAGUUGAUCACAUAAGUCGUUUCUUGGCCCUUCCUAGUGCAGACUCAUCUAGCAAGUUUCCAUCUAUUCUUGUAGUAAAUAUUCAGGUUCCAUUUUAUCAUGCUACUAUAUUUCAGAAUGAAACUGAUGGUGAAGGCAUGAGCAUUGUUUUGUAUUUUAGACUAUCUGAAAGUUAUUCGAAGGAGCUCCCAGCAAACUUCCAGGAAAAUAUUAGAAAAUUAAUUGAUGAUGAAGUUGAAAGAGUUAAAGGAUUCCCUAUGGAUACAAUUGCACCAUUCCGAGAAAGAUUAAAAAUUCUUGGCCGUAUAGCAAAUUUGGAGGAUCUUCCAUUAAGUGCAGCAGAGAGGAAACUCAUGCAUGCAUAUAAUGAAAAGCCUGUGCUUUCUCGUCCUCAACAUGAAUUUUACUUGGGGGAAAACUAUUUCGAGAUCGAUUUGGAUAUGCACAGAUUCAGUUACAUCUCUAGGAAAGGAUUUGAAACAUUCCUAGAUAGGCUGAAGCUCUGUAUUCUGGAUGUUGGCCUAACAAUCCAAGGAAACAAACCUGAAGAAUUGCCUGAGCAGAUCUUAUGUUGUGUACGACUGAAUGGAAUUGACCACACUAGAUACCAGCAACUAGCUGUGCAUUCUAUAAAUCAUGAGCCUAGUAUCCUCUGAAUUUGGGUUCCUGAUGAUUUCAAGGUGACGCUGGCUUAUACAAGCACAGAGAAAGAAAAUUUUCUGAGAAUAUUCCUCUGUUCUUGAUACAUCCAAUGUUCAGUCCCAGGAGGAGAUAUUGCACUCGUGAAUUUAAUAGUAUUCAGUCAGCAUCAAAUACAAAAGCAAUGAGAAAUUUACGGACGCAUUGGCUCUUGAAGCAAUUGCUUGCCAUGAGAAUGAGGCUCUACAUCUUAUACCACAACUUCGAUUAACGCACCAAUUUACACUCGUAUAUGCGGGGAAAAAAGGGUUUCCUUGAUUGUGUGAUUCUUCAAUAUGAUGCCAUAAAUACCCGUUUUGUACAUGAAUAUGUAACUGUUUAUUUAAAUGUUUCUCCAAAUUAUUCAAUCAAAUUUUUAGUUUUUUA
This is a messenger RNA of Asparagus officinalis (garden asparagus), 2225 nucleotides long. RefSeq lists its product as uncharacterized. NCBI's taxonomy places the organism in Eukaryota, Viridiplantae, Streptophyta, Magnoliopsida, Asparagales, Asparagaceae. The transcript is spliced from 9 exons. Bases 257 to 1816 code for a protein of 519 amino acids. The record is from RefSeq and is a predicted model, not a curated record.